UGAACGCUCCGUGGAUUUUCUCACAGUGGAGUACAGAGCUGCGAACAGGACGGGAGGAGGAGAGCUCUGACCAGCACCGAGGAGGGCGACAUCGGACUGCUUUUCCUUUUUUUUUUCUUUCUCUGAACAGUAAAACUUGGGAAUUCCUGCCAACCUGAAACUUGAGCGGACGAACCGUCGGGUCAUGAUGGCAUCUCUGAUGAACUCUGCGUGCCUCCUCUUCCUGCCUGUUGCUCUGCUGCUGAUGUUGAGCCCGUGCCCUGUCGCUGCAGCGUCGGCCAGAAGGUGUCACUCCAUCUACAAGGGCUUCGCUCAGUGUUUGAUGGCUCUGGGUGACAGUCUGACGGACAACGCCCGCAAGGACGAGGACAUGCACGAGAUCCACUCCAUCUGCAGGUCAUGGGAUGAAUUCCACGAUUGCGCUAACAUCGCGAUGGCUGGCUGUCCGGAUGAAGCGGCCGCCGUCUGGGAGUCUCUCCGGCAGGAAUCCAAGAAGAUGCAGUUCUCUGGAAACCUUUACGACAUGUGUUCCAACCGCAACAGCCACCCGGUGGCCUCGGCCUCCCCGAACCAGGAGGAGAUCAACCAAGAGUCUCUACGAGGAGGCGCCGGUCACCUGGCGUCCAGCCUCCACCUCCUCCUGCUACUGUCUCCUCUGCUGCUGCUGUUGUUUUGGAUAUAACUUUCCCCCUGAAGAAAUGGGACUAGUGUGAAUAGAUAUAAACUUUGUGUAUUUUUUUUCCUCCCCUUCCACGAGCCCGUAGACUUUCCACAGUUUCUUCUUCCUCUGCGCUGCCAGAGGUUGAUUAUUUCUAACUGCAUGUUCAGAGGCCCGACAGUCUUUUUGAUAAUGUAUCUCUAAACUGCCUGUGCCGUUCCAUGCAUAUUCUCUGCCUUUUAAUUAGUCUCUCUGUUGGAAACACACACAGAAUUCAUACAGAGACACACAGCCACUGUACAAACAGGCUUGCAAACACAUACAUAGUUAAACAGAUGCAUACAGCCGCCUCGUGUCAUCCGUCUUUAUUCCCUAACCUCCGAAACCAAGUUAGUCUGAGCUUGCAUGUCGUGGAUCCGGGCAGAGUCUGUCUUCCUGACUCUAAUAACAGAAACAUAAUAACGCAGUCCUGUUUGAUAAACCUGAAACCUAAGUGAUGAGGAAUCCAUGAGCAGUUAAACUCAUUCAUUUAUAUGAUGAACUAGCCGGCUAAUGGGAAAUCUAACAUUCGUCGCUCGCUAGUUUAGACUCAGAGCUGUGUUCGAACUCCAGCUGGGCGACUUUUGUGUUCAGUUUUCCCGUUGCUUUUCUUCUCCGGUCUCUGCCAGUGUUGAAGAUCCGCAGCCAAGCUUACGUCCCAAUUUAACUCAAAGUUCCCCAGAAAACUGGCAACAGAAAAUGUGAAUUAAUGCACAUUUCCAUCUACAGCUGUUAUGUGCUCAUACCAGGUCGGUUCUUUGGGAAAAACAGCUGCAGUGUUGGAGAGGAAGAAGAGGUCGAAAUGUGAGUAAAAGAGCAGCACUUGAAUCUAGAAAUGUGCAGAAAUGAUGGACAUUUGAUAAUUUUCUGAGUAUUUAUUUAAUAAAUAUGAGGACGUUAUAGUCUCAACAUCCUUUCCCACAAGCGUAACGCUGAGCCGCAGUUUUUCAAACCUCUGCUGGAUGUUUAAUUUAUGUUUUCACUGCACACUGUCACAUUUUGCUUCCUUGAUCCACACACUUUUUCUCCUCAGCUGAGCAUUAAAACUUUUUUAAGCAUAAAUUGAGAAUUUGCAUAAAAAACAGGUUGAAAGGAAAAAACCUACUGGGAAGCUAAAACAUGGGUGCUAAUCAGGGGAACCACUGAUGUAUUCAGAGCUGGAUAUGUUAGCCUUGCUGCUAACUUUUCCUAGUGGUCACUCGUGGUUUUGCAAUGGAAAAAUCCCAAAAAGAGUAUUCCACGUAGAUCCCAGUUAUAAAAGAAGUAUUUGUUAAACCCAGCACAGUGCUAAUACAGAAAUGUAGAAGCAAAUAAACUUUGUUUGGCUACUUUCAUGCAGGCACAAUCAGGUGCCAUCUUUUAUGCUCUGUAAUACAUCUAAACUUGGUGAACUCAUGUUGUAGAUUAGUAUUAGGAUGCGAGGAAGCUACUUUUUCUUCUUGCGUUAAUCAUACCCCAAAGCAAACCACUCCCAUUUUCACUUCAUAAGUGAACCUUGAGAUCCUGCAAUCCGGAGGCCCCGAAAUCGGCUUCUGUUGUGGGGGCCUUGGGAUUACAUCUCUGCUUUUUGCAGAUGAUGUGGUUCUGUUGCCUUCAUCAGAUCGUGACCUUCAGCGGGCACUAGAGUGGUUUGCAGCUGAUUAUGACACAACGGGGAUGCGGAUUAGAACCUCAAAGUUCAAGGCCAUGGUUCUCUGCUGGAAACCAGGUUAGGGGGGGAGUUCCUUCCUCAAGUGAAGGAGUUCAAGUAUCUUGGGAUCUGUUCAUGAAUUAUUGGAAAAUAGAGCAUGAGAUGGACAGGCGGAUUGGUGGGGCAGCAGCAGUAAAUGCAGGCGUUGUAUCGAACCGUCAUGGUGAAGAGGGAGCUUAGCUGCAAGGCGAAGCUCUCAAUUUACCAGUCCAUCUACUUUCCAACCCUCAUCUAUGGUCAUGAGCUCUGGGUAGUGACCAAAAGAACAAGAUCGCGGAUACAAGCGGUUGAAAUGAGCUUCCUCCGCAAGGUGGCUGGGCCCUUAGAGAUAGGGUGAGGAUCUCCGACAUCUUGGAGGGUGGUCGGAGUAGAGCCGCUGCUCCUUCGUGUCUAAAGGAACCGGUCAAGGUGGUUUGGCCAUCUGAUUUGGAUCCAUCUGGGGAGGCUUCCUUUUGAGGUUUUUUGAACACAUCCACCUGGGAGGAGACCCUGGGGUAGACCCAGAACUCGCUGGAGGGAUUAUGUAUUUUGUCUGGCCUGGGAACGCCUCGGGAUCCCCCAGGAAGAGCUGGAAAAUAUUGUUCGGGGGAAGGACGUCUAGAAUAACCUGCUUCGUCUGCUGCCUCCACGACCUGACCCCAGAUAAUUGGAAGACGAUGGAUGGAUGGAUGCACAUCGAUGACCCACAACAUUAAACCACCUGUCUAAUAUUGUGUAGAUCCACUUGCUGUUAAAACAGUGUUGACCCAUUGGGGUGUGAACGUAGCAGUUGUUCUUUAGUGUCUGGAACUGGAACAUUGGAUCCUUUGGGUCUUGUAGGUCACACAGCGAGGUUUCCAUGGGUUGCGACAUAUUCCGUUGAUCCUGAGUCGAAUUGGGUUCCAUGAAAUUGGAAGUCGAUCAACUCUUUGGGUUCUGUCUUGUUCCUCGACUUGUUUUUGAGCAUUUUUUCUACUGACAUCUACUACAUCUACAGAGUGCAGAUAUCAAUUUAACAUCCACUUCAGUGCAGGACUAAAGGUUUUCCAGCAGAACAUUCCACUGUUGCAAGAUUAUCACCCAUCAUUGGUCGUAAUGUUGUUUCUGAUUGGCGUAAACUGGUUAAAAGUUACCAAAAGUGUUAUUUCAGUGUAAUUUCUUAAUUUCCCUUCGGUCCUCGUCCAGCUCCUUCUGUGAUGCAUCUCCCUCUUGAUUUUCUGUCAAGAACUUACAAACUAAAUUUCGUCUCUCCCAAGCAUCCUGUUAUAAUAUAGCGAUCGAAUACUGCAGUUGUUUGGGGAAUCACUGGAAAAAGAUCACAAACCAAGAGUGCAUUUGGACUCCUGCCACGAUUAACGUCUCACCUCCAACAAAGUGAACUAUUAGUUGCUGUAAAUAUCUUCUACACACAUGGAAGUUGUUUGCUAAGGUGCAUGCAGUCAUGAAAACUGGCUGUAAAGAUUUGUUGGACUGAACGAUUAAUUGGAAUGUUACUGGAAUCACAAUGUGGCCAAAAAAUAUCCAAAUCACAGGAGCUGCAAUUUAGUAAAUGGUGUCAUAUGGGUCCCCCACAUGAAGAGCCAGGUUCUGAUUAAGGUUUCUUCCCAUUAAAAGGGAGUUUUUCCUUUCCACUGUCGCCUUAGGGCUUGCUCUGGGGGUUCAGGCAUAUGGGCUCAGUAAAGUGUCUUGAGACAAUCUGAGUUUUAAUUGGCGCUAUAUAAAUACAAUUGAAUUGAACUGAAUACUGUUCUGAAUGAAGCAUGGUGGUGCUACAGAAAUACUUAAGUCAUAUUCUCCAGACGUAAAGGAACAUGUGGGUUCAGGACAGAGUCCAGCAAAAGAACAUCGUAAUUUUUUAUAUACAUUUUAAUUUGAAAGUAAUUUAAGAAUUGCAUUUUAUAGUAAAACUGUGGCUUCUUGCAAUAUCUGUAAACAAUAAUCACAGUAUCUUUUUUUUCACAUAUUAUCCAGCCUUGCUGUUUUUUCUGGAAAUCUCUUAAAAUGCUCAACAUUGCCUCAAACGGUAUGAAAAGCUUUCUCUGAAACAACUCCUAGCAAUCAACAAUCGCAAUUGGAUUUCAUACCUCACAUUAACUGUGAUGCCAUACGAUCAUAUAGAACCAGAACACAGACUAAUUAAAGAUAAUGAAGGACCAUCUGCAGAGCUCCAGUCUCAGCUGCAGCACUGAAACCCUGUUUAGUAGAAUUACUGAAUAAAUACGUGACUUGUAGUCCUUUAACCCUCUGAACUUCAAAACCUGUCGAAAGGUUUAAAAAGCAUGUUCUCUUUUAAAAAAAAGUGGCCAAAAUUACACCAUUUACCCCACUCAGAAACUGUAAAAACAGAAUAAUUUUGCAGGUUUUUUUAACCUUCCAACAGUCCUUAAACAAUUAAUGUGUGACUUCUAAUUCUGUUGGGAAAAUUAACCAAGUCUAAGCUCUUAAAAUCGUGAUAUUUCAUCAAAAUCUACCUAAAAUAAAUAUUUUGCCCAUCAGAUUCUGUAAAAACACAGAUUCUCUAAUCGUUGCUGCAACUGAGAAACUGUUAGUGAUUCUGCUGCAAACUCCAGUCAUGUGUCAAAAACCCUGGUAGUUUUCGGCUGAACUGCAGGCCGUGUAUGGACACAAAUUUAAAAUGCUAAUAGGAAAAUAAUUAUAGUAUUUAAACUACAGGCCAAAGGCUUGGAAGCAAGAUCAAAUUUGUACAAGAAAAAAGCAUGAUUUCAUUGGUGUACUUUGCCACAAAAUAAACACGAUUAUUAUUAUUGUUACUAUUAUUAUUAUUAUUAUAUAGACUCACUCAUUAGAAUACAUUUUACGAUAAUUAUCAGGUAUUUUUGUCUGUACUGUUGUUCUUUGCUCAGCUGUUUCUUUCUGUGGUAGUUUGUCAGAGAUAUGGACACAGUUGAGAAUAACUGAGAUUUUUGUUUGCAAACUCUGAAAAGCCAAAGAGCUAAAGUCAGUACUGCAAAUUGUGAUUAGUUUUUUACUUUUACACUGAAGUUGUCAAUCUUGUGAAUUUUCUCAACCCGAAAACUAAGACCUUCUUUUAUUUUAAGAGUUAAUCAGCAAUUGUCUGGUAACUUCAAUGUAUAGCAAAAGAUAAAUAGAGGAAAAUGGUGCAUAUCAGUGACAGAAGAAUCUGAUCAUGCAGUGAAUACAUCCCAGAAUCAACAGAAUUCAUACUGGCUUUUAAGACAGACUUGAAGUAGCUUCCAAGCUUUUAGCCUGUAGUGUAGAUUCUCCUCUUUUCAAUUUUUUUUGUACAAUGUUGUUAACUUUGAAAAAAUAUUGUACAUGUUAAUUCCAGAUUUCUCUUUUUUUAAAUAACAAUGAAAGUAAUUCAGCUUUUAUUGAUUUUUAGACGAUUCAUGGCAUCAUAAAAGCGUCAUAUGGUAGAAAAAAUACAUUUUUCAGUUCUUUCUACUUCUAUCAUGGUUGUUCUGUUUCCAUAGAGGUGCAGGACUUCAUAUUGCUGUGAAAAAUGAGACCACAGUGAGUGAAAUUGUGUCCGGACAGAGGGCUAAUGCAUUGAAAUUACACCUAAAUGAAACCAACAGUUACACUUUGGAGAACUUGCCAUUCGUUAAACGGUUUCUUGUGGAUUUGCCGCAGCAACGUGAGUCGGUUGUGCUGCAGUUGUUUGUAUUUGGUGCCCGUCCAGGUAUGAAAUCCUCGGAGGUUCUUCCUUUGGCAUCCUGCCUCGUAGCCCUACAGUGUGGGACCGAUAUGUUCUCCAGUCAGAACCGCGGCCGCCGGCACGCCAAGUGUGUUUUCAUGCUCCAGGAGUCGUGGUUCGGCCCUGCAGGCCUGCCGGAGCUGCUUGUUAUUCUAAGUGUCUGCAGGUAACAGUUGUUUCUGUCUGGCCCGGGAUCAGAAAUACUAUCAGAUUAGAGACAGACAGACAGCGACGGAGAGAGAGAAAGAUGAGUACAGCCUGAAAACAAACAGCCGAGCCCAAGAUUGAAUCCACUCGUCGAGCAGCGAGUGUGUUUUACACAGGGGGGCUUUAGGUUGGAGGUUUGCUUCUCUUUCUUCACCCAAAAAAAUAAAUCAAAGCCGAGCCGACUUUAAAGAGUUAUGCUUUGCACAAAACAGAAUCCUCAGAGGCUGCAGCAGCGCUCCAACUUUAAGAGAGCGGGAAAUAAAUAAAGAUUUACGACACAAAGAGAGCCGUGUUUCACCUUAAGAGCUGAUUGAGUUCGUCUACCUUGCUGACGGCAAGUUCGUUCUGAGCAGGUGGAAUUAAACAGACGCACAUUCAGAUACAGUCACUUUAUUUAGGACAUCCAUGUAGAUUCUGUCUCGUAAGCUUUUGUGUUGCACAGAAAUAUAGUUCUUAGAUUCUGACCCCCAGUUUUAAACAGCGGAGAACAAACCCAGCGACGUAAAUCUGAAGGCGAGGAAAACUCCAAUCAGCCUGCAGCUAUUUUUGCCUCCAUGAGGACCUUCACCCAGAGAUAUGCUCGGAUGGUUUAAAGAGGACGCUGCAGUUCUGAACUUUAAUUAAACUGACAGAAUUAGCAAUUAGAGGCCUCGAUGGCUGAUUCACUAAAGGUGCAGCAACUAGAGAACUAUUCCUCUGUGGAGUUCAGAUAAGAUGUUGUUACCGGAGGCAAAAUGUAAGUAAAGUUAUAAAAGAUCACACUGGAUGUGUUUGUACAAAUAAAACCAGGAAUAAAACACAGUACAGUGAGCUCAGUCAUCAGCAGUUUGAACUGCAAAGUAGUGAUUUAAGUUAGUAAACCACCAUCUGCCAGCAAAAAAUAAAUAGUUAAAGUAAAACUAAUCCAUCCACACUGUUGAACAUACAUAAAUAAAUUAAACAAUUAUGUAUUUAGCUUAUUAAAUAAUGUAAAACACAUUUCUAAAGGACAAAUUGUUUUCUGUGAAAUACACAUUUUUGACAUGAAUAUUAUUUACACUUUUAUUUGGAUGUUUUUACUGUGAACAUGUAAAUUAAUACUUUUUUGUGAUUCUGUUAGAUAUUAUUAGUAAUUGAACAGAACAUACACAAUAACAGUUUGAAAUUUAACAGAUUGUAGAAGAAGAAAAUGUUGUUUGUAAAAAAAAUGCAAGACACAUUAUUUGCAAAAAUUGGGUUUUGUUUAUUUGUCUUUUUUUUACAUUUAAAAUGUGAUUUUUUUUUGUUUAUUUUGUUAUUUUACUAGUUACAAAAAUCUGUGAUAUUUCAGAUUAGGUUUUGUAGCCAGAGGCAAAUUAAAUAAUCCUCAUGAAAUCUUUCUUAGAAGAAAGUUUGCUACUGAUAAAUCUGAUUUCAAAGAGUUUUCUUGUUCUGGGCUCCUAAAACUGAGUAACUGGGGAAGUUAGGCGUCUUAGUACGGAGCACCAGCAGCUCCUGAGAUCUUUUUGUCUUUGUCUCAUCUUCCAUUUGAUUUAGCUUCUUAUCUCUAGACUGUAGAUGACUUGUAGCAUCUUCAUUGUGUCCAACAACCUGUGAACUAUUUCUCUGUCAGUCAUCUCCAGCUUGCACCAUUUUAUGGAAACAUACGUAGCUGAGAUCAGAUUUUAAAAGCUUUUUCUGCACAGAGGUGCAUGAAAAUGUAAAAAAAACACCUAAUGAACUCUUUCUUAGAAUAAGCAACAUAACUCAGACAAUCUAAUUUUAAAGUAGUUUUCUGUGUGGAUGUUCUAAAACUGAGUAGUUGGAGAUGUUAGACAUCUUAAGAUGUAUCCGUAGGUGCAGGAAAACCACUAGAUGACUUGCAGCAUCUUAAUAAUGUCUGGCUCACGAAGGUCCAACAAUUUGUUCAUCAUUUUAGUCAGUCAUCACCAGCUUGCACUAUUUUAUGAGAAUAUAACUCAUUCAGAUUGUUUUUUAAAGUGUUUUCCUGCCAGAACUGCACAAAAACACAAAGGAAAGUCCUGAAAUCUUUUUGGAAAAGGUGGUAUAGUUCAGACAAAUCUGAUUUCACAGAGUUUUCCUGUUUCAAGGUCCUAAAGUUGACUAAUUAAAACAAAUCAGUGUUGGCAUAAGGAGUAGUGAAUGCAGGAACACCAACAGUUCACUGAAGUAUGUUUUCUCUCUGCCUUUAUUCCCAGAAUCUCAUCUUCUGUUUGAUUUUGCUUCUAAUCUCUGGACUGCGGGUGACUUGUAGCAUCUUCAUGACGUCUGAUUUACCAACCUGAGAAGUGUCUCUUCACAUAGUUUAGAUAAGAUGCUGUAACUGGAGGAUAAAUGUGACUAAUUCAUAAAGGCUACAUGGAAAGAUCAGAGUUGAUGUGUUUGUAAAUCCAUAUCCAGGUCUACGGUCCAGAACAGAGCUCAGUCAUCCUCAGCUCAGCCUGUUUUAUGGGAAUAUAAGUAGCUCAGAUGUGAUUUUAAGGGUUUUUCUGCGCAGAGGUGCUCAAAAACGCAAAGAAAACUCAUGAAAUCUCUGUUAUGAGAAGUUAUGUCAUUGGGACAAAUCAGAUUUCGGAGAGGUUUUCAAUAACGCUGCGGUGUAAAUGCAACAUUAUUGACCACAGCAGAGUAGGGAAUUAUUUUCCAGCGCUGCAUUUGUGACUGUACACGUCUUGGCCUGCAGCUAGAGCUCCGACGAUCGGCUUAAAUUGGACAGAAAGGAGAAAGAAACAGCGUUAAAGAGCGAUGCAUCACUGUCCCAUCAGCGAUGCUGUACGACCGGCGUUAUUAGUGCGAAGACGCUGGCAUUUAUUCCUCUCCUCUGCGACACCUUUUUCGUUUGCUCAGCUGAAAGAGAGCAAAUAUGUUUAGCGUUUGGGGGUUUAAUAGUAUUUCAAUCACACAUCGAUCCCUUCAAAUCCGUUAUUAAGGGAUCAGACUGCUGUGAUGUGAUCCUUUGCGGUGGAGACAACUUUGCCUUCGUUUGUUUUCUUCAAGUGUAGAAGCGGAUUCCCAGCAGGCUGCAGGCGGCACAUUAACCAGACUGCAGCCUAAAGUUUCAUUCGGGCCCUACGUGUAUUUACUUCCUCUGCCAAAAAAAAGCACUAAUAUCAUGUUUUAAGGUUUGUUUCUCAGUGAAGAUAAAUAAUCCCGUCAAAUGGCUGCACCAGACACCUGAAGUUUUAUCAUUAAAUGUGACUCUUAAGGCUUAAUUUCCCCUCAGCUGAGUGAUUUAUUUAAGGUCGUUGUGCAGAGUCUGUUCAAAAAAAAGAAAAAUUAAAGGCUUUGGAAGACAUUUUCAAGCAAUAAAGUAUAUUAAAAAGUCUUUUGUUAAUGUUUGUUUGCAGAAAAGAAGAUGACAAGAAGAACAAAUUGGUCAGAGGAGAAAAAAUAAACUUCUGCAGAACUCAAUAAAAAGCAAACUCAAUAAAUAUUUGAUUUGCGAAUAACAGAAAACAACAUAUGAGGCAGGAAAUUGCACUGAAAAUGAAUUCAGGAAGCCGGGAACUGUUUACUUGCUUCAUUUAUUCCAGUAAAUUUGGCCGUGUUAUCGUUAAAAGAGAGUCAGAGGACUUUUUUGUUCUAAACUUCGUGGAUUUUUCAUUUCCUUCCAUCUGUUAUUACUGUUUUGUGCAUAUAAAAUGUCUGCAAACUCACAAAGUCCUCACCAAAACAUCUUGUUUGAGGUGCUGCCGUUUCUUUCGUUACUUAUCGACAUCAUCAUGUAACACAUUUGCAUAUUAACGCCUACUAGCAGCUAAUUUCGCCCUUAAACUAAGAAAGAGCAGCUUCCUCACAGUCCACUGUUAGUUUCUUGCUAAAUUAAUUUACAUCAGUAGACUCAGAGAUCUGGUUUGAUUAAAUUUGUUUAAAUUUCAAGGCCAGUUGACCAGUCAGAGCUUUUCAGGAGGGAAUCUUUCAAGAGACAAGAGCUAAAAACGUAUGUGAAAAGAGGUGCUACAGCAAUGUAAAGCAUGAGAAAAACAAUAUUUAUUGAACAUUAAAGCAUGUAAACAUAUUCUAGUAGAUCCAAAAAAUGAAAAUUUUCAUCUGUAAAUGGGCAUUAUGAGGGUUCUUUAAGGAUCAGGAGAAGGAACAGAAAAGUGUGUUUGAGUGUCAGAUUCUUAAUUUUUAAUAACUGUAAUGUUAGCAGUUUGAUUCUUAGCCAGCUGGAGUUGCAUUUAUUUCCCCUCUAAAUCCAAGUUUUCUUCAACUAGUUUUGAAGUCAGAUUGUUUAUUUCGUGGCUCCAUUUUUAUGCUAGUUUCAAAGAACAUUAUAAAGUCAAUUUUGUAGAGUACAUAAAUCACAGUUAAUUCCAGCUAAUGUUUAAUUUGCGGCUAAAAUGCCUGCUAACGUCACUAGUUUUCUUAAUUUGUCGUUGAUAAAAACAAAUAUUAGCAUGAGAGCUUAACAAAUCAGGGGAUUUUACCAAUGUGAUUUAAAAACUGGAUCCAAAAUGGCACCAAAUGCUCAUUUUUCCUUGCCAGUAGCAAUUCAGUUAGCAUUGAGAAAACCCGUUAUCUUUGUAUCAUAUUUGAAUUAAAUGCAGUGUAGAAGGUGAGAAAUAGUUUCUGACAAUGCUAAUCCUCUGCAACACUCAGUUGUUUCAGUUUUUUAUUGCCAGAGCCUCAAAGUUGGUUAACUGUUGUUAAAGACAGCAGCUUUCCUUUGCAGACGAAUGAGCAACAUCACAUUAAUUUGUGACUUUUACAGAUAUCUGUGCAUGUUUGCUUGUUUUCCUCACUACUGUCUUUAUUCUCAGUUAAACAUCCUGACUCCAGCUGCACUAUCACACACUUCUAUUCUCAUCCAGCUCUCAGGAAGUAAUCCUCCCAAAAAACUAUUUUCAAGAGCUCGUAACACCUUAAACACAAACCCAACAGAGAAAAAGGCGUAAAACCACACACGGGACGUUUUCGACCUGAAGUUGGAAAAUUAAUCAGCUGCUCUGCGUCGGGUCUAUUCACCUGAGCUUUGCUGAGAAUAAUCCACAUUUGUGGUGGAAUUCAAUAAAAUUACAGUCAAAAAUACUUGCAGAAGUUCUUCAGCAGGGAAAUAGAAAUGUUACACAGCAGAGCUCAGGUACUGAGGCGCCUCCAGCACUGAAGAGGGUAAAUCUGGUUUAUUUUGCUGGAAGUAAAAUUAAAAAACUGGAACAGUCGAUAUGUUAAACUGCAUCAGGAGACACUGACCUGACCACAGAUUAUGUACAGUAAGUCUGUGGAUGACCUUCUGUUUAGUGAGGGAGAGGUGGUAACAAAUGACAUAUCCGGCUCAUAAAAUAAACUUUUGCUUGUUCAAAUAGCUUUUAUUCAACAUAGAUUCAGUCCAACUUGUCUUGAUGCUUUUUACCAGAAGAUUUUGGAGGUAGGGAAGCACAUUUUGCUGCAAAAGAUUUCCUCCAGAGUCUUAUAUAUUAAUGUUAAAAAAAUUGAUCUACUCGCACUGUUAAAAAAUAAAUAAGAAAUAAAAAUCAUUUUUAAAGAAUGUGAAGCAAGUGUGCCAGAAAAAAAUAUUUUAAAAAUGUGAAAUACUGUAAUGUUCAAAAAUGGUAAAACCUGGGAAUAUAGCAGCAAUUAUUAUAUUUUUAAAUUAUUAGUUUAAAUUAUAUUUUUACCCGACUUAAACACAGGAAAACAACGUAAAAGAACAAACUACCAUCUGUGUAGACACAAGCUUUUGAUUUAACUGUUAUUUAUAAUUUUUGCCUGUUUUUUUCUUCUUUUUUUUAACAGUUAACACUUUUUUUCUGUGAGUUUAUCAGAUAUUACGGCUAAUUUGAAACACGGUAAAUCUGUUAAAAAAAAAAUUGCUCAGUCAGCAGAAUACUUAAUUUUUCUUUCAAAUUACAGCAAAUAUGUGUAAAAUAACAUCAUUUUUAGCUGAUUAAAUGCAAGAAAACCAUUUAAUUUUACAGACUGUAAAAGUUCAAAAAUUAGUACUUUACGACCUGAUGAGGACAUUAUUUACAGUUUACUGUACUUUCACGUUUAACAUGUAAAUUAGUAUUAUAUUCUGUGAUUUUACUAGUGUGGAAAAUCUGUAAAAUACAGUAAAUUGUUUUAAAAAACUGUUAUAGACUUUUUGUGGAUGAGCAUUUCAGCACAUUUUUAAAUAACCUCCAUCUAUACUUACAGUGGAAAAAGGUUUUCAGACACCCUAAACAUUGGCAUGUAUAUUGCAUUAAGAAUCACUCUUAGGUCUUCAAGUGAAAUUUCUUUUAGUGCCAUCACAGCCAUAAUACUAAACAAAUCCUAAGAAAGCCAUUAAAAACCUAAAAUUGAUUGGUUCUGGAAAAGUAAGAAAUUUUGAGUAGUGGGUCAUUUUGGUAGAAUUUAGUUUUCUUACUUUUUCUUGUAAACAAUGAACAAAACAAUAUCAUUUGUAUUUGUUUGUCUGCCUAAUGCAGCCACACCUUUUGAAACACACAAAAAAGAUUUUUCCACAAAUAUUACAGGAUAAUAUUUGAGAUUUUAUAAAACUUUAAGUUGUCCGAAAACUUUUUCCACGUCUGUCCACCAAAGCAAAUACAACAGGUCCUCGACUUAUGUCGGAGUUCUGUUCCGACAGAUCGAUGUAAGUGAAUUUUAGCCGUAAGUCGGAACUCUGGUGAAAAUGUAAACAAAGCUGUUACGUGCAUCACGAUAUCGAUCAGUUCUUUGGAAAAGUCAUGAAUGCAAAUUACUUUUAUUCAUGUAUAUUCAUUUUAAUUCAAUUCAAUUCAAUUUUAUUUAUAUAGCGGCAAAUACCUGUCAAACUGUCUCAAGACGAUUUACAGAACCCAUAUGCCUGAACCGCCAGAGCAAGAACUAAGGCAAUAGUGGCGAGAAAAAUACCCUUUUAACGGGAAGAAACCUUGAACAGAACCUGGCCCUUUAUAUGGGGGAACCCAUCUGCCUGCUUUUGCAAGAAGAUAACAGAAUAUUGUAACAGACUGAUCCUGUUGUUUAUGUUGAGGUUUUAAUGUUUAUUGUUCAGUUCGAGAUUUACCUAAUGUCAGUGAAUGUGCCAUGUUCAGUUAGCUCACCUCUGAUUGGCUGAGAGUUAGCAGUAGUGUGUGUGUCAAGCGAGAGAGCUGGAAACGGUGGCUAAUUCUGGUGCUAAGUUACAGUGGUUUUUGUAGUUAUUCUGGCGUUAACUACGGCCCACAGUAGUCUGUGUGAAGGUUCAAUAAACGACCAGAGAACCAGAUAAAGUCUCACUCAUUCAUCACAGAGGGUCGCUAUGAUAUGUUGCACUGUUUUUACAACUUGACCGAUGUUCAGCAGUAUUUCGCCCUGUUCCGACGGUUUUAUUAUAUCUAAUUUCACUUCCAUGGAGUUACCAUAAGAAAAAUCUGACUUACGCUUGGGAGCCAUAAUGGAGGGCAAAAAGUUAACAAAUGUAGCACAAUCCAAGGUGACGUACAACUGGCGAAUGCUGACAAAGUCGUCUUAUAGCGUCGUGUGACAACGUAUUGGUCUGUUCCACUUGUCAACUAGUUAACCAGUUCCGACAUAUCUCUGUACACUAAACAGAGGACUGGCCUGUAACCAGUUCCGAUGCAAUGAUGAAACGCCGUAAGAUGAUGUCAUUGUAAACCGAGAACCCCCUGUACUGGUUUGCAGCAGCAAUUCACAUGAAACUGCAAUAACUGAGUUUUCUAACUAAAAUAGUCGACGUAAUUUCUACAAGUCUCUGUUAUAGGUGUCCUGAAAUGUUACAGUCAUGCGGAGACUUUGCUUAAACUUAGCAAAAGUUACGGGCUCUCAAAUGUAUUAUUGUCGAUGUAGCCUUCGUCGACUGCAAAGUGAGGGGAAACCAUCAGUUUCAGGGAAUUUUCAGAGUCUUGCUUCCGUUUGAUUUUAGCCAUUUAGCCGCUGUCAUAGUGCUCCAUUUGGUAAUUUGCUGUUGCAUUUAGCUGUCAAGUUUCAAGAAAGUCCUAUUCCAACACGUUAGCUAGUUGACAUACUUGUACAAACAUGUAGGGCGAUACAAUCAGGCAGCAUUGAGGUCCUUAAUGCAGCAAAAGAAUCAUUGCAGAGUGUUUGCAAAGUCAUGCACCAAAACAAAGCUGCAGGAUGAGCAGUAUUUUUGCUUCAAUUCUUCUGUUUUACACAAAUCUCUGCAACAGAGUUGAACACCUGAACCCACAAAGACUGUUGAAAUAAACUGAAUUAUCCUUUAAAGCACAUGUUGGUGCUCUGGCUGUGAAUAAACGUAAAUCGGACUGGAAGAGAUGUGGCAGCAAAACGUACGGGACACAUCUAGCUCAGAUUUAAGUGGAAAAGCAUCAGACAGACAGAUCUCACCUGGGUACCACACUCAUAUAUCCGCCUCCAGCAAGUGGCUGCAAGCUCAACCUCCAGUAUUAAUUAGUGAUAAGACAAAAAAAAAGAAAUUACUCAGGACUGAAAACUUCAGAAAGUACAAGAUAAGUGUAGCGGUGACCUACGUGUGUCAUUGAAGAUGCUUUUUGAAUGAGGAGUGAGAUGAUAGAAAAUAACUCUUCCCCUUAAAUUUAUUGCUAAUAAAAACGAGGAAGAGAGGAUUUAAAUGAGUCUGAACGCCUCCUCACUAAUUAAACACCAUUCACAUAAAUUGAAACUAUAAAUACAGGAAAUCAAAUCACUGUUUUAUGACGGGAAACGCAGAGACUGACAAUGAGUUGCAUCACUGUACAGUGUGAAUACCUACAGCUCUAUUAAUGUCAGUGUACAUAGCCGUUCCAUAUGUAUAUAGAUAAUGUCAUAAAUGCCUUGCAACUUUUAAAGCUUUAACAUCUUCUAUUGGUUGUGUUUUACAUCUUUAUUCACUUUAUUCCUCUCCCUGUGAUACCUAACCCUUCAUUCGGCUACGUACAUUCUUACUGCUUGCUUUACAAAUUAAGAGAGAGAAUUAGUAGAGAAACCAUUUUAUUUCCACACACAUUCCCAUUAACAGAAGGGUUACCAGUUUUGGCAUUUUAAUAUGGAUGGAACCAGAAACAAGCAUAAAAAAGCUGGCUUCAUAGUGUAAAAAGCUGAUUUAAUUCAAGUUGCUUGUGCGUAUCUGUAUCUCCACGUAACAGACAAAUAGAAAACACCUGUUAUAAUCCUUCUUUGUGGGCGAUAAACCUGACGAACGUGGUUUUAGUUUGACAUUUUGGGACAUGAAAGACAUGCUGCAUGACUUCAGCUCUCUAUAAUCUACAUACGGUAUCAUGGGGUGAGGAAUAAUGUGACAGAACACACACAUACUGCAUUAUUUAAGAUGACUAAAAAUGCAUUAAAAUCCUGUCACGUACUGGACUGAUUUCACGGUAAAUUGUAAAAAAAAAAAAAAAAAAGACUCUACGGAGAUAUUUAACUUGAUUGUCUGUCCUUUUCCCACUAUAUUGUUUGUGUUUGUAUCCGCAAACAGUGAUUGUUUUCCGUGUCCAAGGUUGUUUGUAAGUGUGUGUGCGAGAGAGACAGAAAGAUGACAUAUCUCACUGUGGUGUAAAUUAGCUUGUUGCAUUCAUCAUUCAUCCAUGUUUCUUUGUUGCUGAUUAAACUGCUCUUCGCCGGCGCUUUCCCCCAACAAAAUGUCACUUCCUGACCUUCUCUGCUUGUAGAAACAUGCAGCAUGCAGAACUGAGCUUUCUUUGCCUUUGUGAGAAGCAGAAUAGCAGGAUGUUGUAUGAUCUUGUGACUCGUACAUACAUUAUAUUCCUGUGUGAAGCUGAGAUGAAAAAAACAACAACGUCCGAACUGGCUUUAAAGUCGCGCUCGGAGCUUGGAAUCAAACAGAAUGGAGAUCGGAACAUCUGGGAUCGCUGAUGACGGAUGGACGACUCCAGGGAUGAAAGCUCUGAGCGCACACUGAUGACAUCGCUGUGGACAAUAACUCUUUAUUGUACAUCAGUAUGUACAGAUAGAAGUUUUUUCAAACGAUGCAGACGCAGCAUUUUCUGCUUUGAAAAAAGAACUUUGUGAAGAAUUUCUCUAUUUGUCCUUGGCUGUCUUAAGUUAUGUCUCCUCAUCUCAACAUGAUCUUUUUUUAGAUCCCGUCACUCUGCUCCUCUAACAGGUUUUCUCUCCAUCCAUGUGUAGUAGGUUUUGCUACCUUUAUAGAAAAUCAUUAAACUGGUGCUGACUGACUA
Acanthochromis polyacanthus (spiny chromis) is the source of this 16334-nucleotide messenger RNA. It is a transcript of the gene nrn1la, whose product is annotated as neuritin 1-like a. Gene Ontology annotation, cellular component: plasma membrane. The record is from RefSeq and is a predicted model, not a curated record. The coding region runs from base 185 to 682 and encodes 165 amino acids. The transcript has 3 exons. NCBI's taxonomy places the organism in Eukaryota, Metazoa, Chordata, Actinopteri, Pomacentridae. Gene Ontology annotation, biological process: nervous system development; neuron projection extension.